UGGCAUGGAUACAUUCAUAUGCUUCAUCAAAUUGGAUUUAUACGUUCAUGUGCCUUUUUUACUUUCUCGACGCCUCAAACGGCGGAUAUCAAGGACAUAACGGCAAUUCAAAUGAUCUUGUACCAGAUAAUCCGUUAAAUACACUUGUACCUAGCCGAUGGAGCGAACCGUAUUUCGAUACAACGUUACCGAGAAAUGUAACUGCCUUGUCGGGCAAGUCUGCCUAUCUGAGUUGCCGAGUUAUAAAUUUGGGCAAUAAAACUGUAUCAUUCGUUCGUCAUCGCGAUCUGCACAUCCUCACAGUUGCUACAUACACAUAUACAUCAGAUCAGCGAUUUACCGCGACAUACCAUCGUGAUACCAACGAAUGGACAUUGCAGAUAAAAUGGGCACAAAAACGUGACGCUGGCGCCUACGAGUGUCAAAUAUCCACGCAGCCUGUGAAAAGUUAUUCCAUUGACUUGAGUAUCGUCGUGCCAACAGCAACCAUAUUGGGGGGUCCUGAUGAUCUUUAUGUGGACAAAGGUAGCUCAAUUAAUUUAACAUGCUUAAUACGAUUUAGUCCCGAGCCGCCAAACUACAUUUUUUGGUAUCAUCAAAACGAGGUGCUGAGCGAAGAGACGCGGAGUAACAUAAGAAUCCAUUUCGAGCAGCAAGACAAUGCAGCGAUAUCGUAUUUGUUAAUCAGACGAGCUGAUUUUACCGACUCGGGCACUUAUAAAUGUGAUCCUGCCAAUGCUGAGAUAGUUAGCAUACGAGUGAACGUUCUAAAUGGUGAGAGACCCGAAGCCAUGCAAACGGGAUCAUCAAAUUUAGCAAAUAAGACAAAUCGUUUAUUCAUCAUUCUCAUCAUCUCGUACAUCUUCGAGUACUUUAUUCCAGUUUUCCAUCUCUACUCCAACAUUUCGUACGAAGGCAGCAGGUGAUAAGUUACGUCGUAUCGUAACUGCAGAUAGAAAGAUAAACAAAUAAAAGUGU
This is a messenger RNA of Culicoides brevitarsis, 978 nucleotides long. Its product is annotated as palladin-like. NCBI's taxonomy places the organism in Eukaryota, Metazoa, Arthropoda, Insecta, Diptera, Ceratopogonidae. Gene Ontology annotation, biological process: synapse organization. The transcript has 6 exons. The record is from RefSeq and is a predicted model, not a curated record. Gene Ontology annotation, cellular component: neuron projection membrane. The coding region runs from base 48 to 926 and encodes 292 amino acids.